AUGGCUGCCUCUGGAAUGCUCCCAAACCAGUUCCAUGCUGGGAACCUGGAAAGCUUCAAGAAGGGUGACGAUGAUGAUGACAAACUGGUGUCUAAUUGGACUUGCAUUCCGAGUGAUCGGGUAGCUAAGUGGAGGUCGUCUUACAAAGGACAGUCGAACCUGCCCCCCGGAACAGACCUUUCGGGUCUGGGGAAUGGCAGGCGCUUCCCAGACUUGGGCCAGGAGGAGCAAGAUGGGCCUGGGGUUGGUGACCCUGCUAAGUUUGUUGAAUCUGCUAUUGCUGGGAAGGGCCCUUCUCCCAAUCCCUUAAUCUUUCUACUUUUCAUCCUAUCCCAACAUCCCAGAUCCCAACUAUGGUCACCUCCCCCUUUCCCACUCUGCUCAUUUUCUUCUCUCUUGCUUUCAGGGGCCGAUGGGAAAGAAGAAGUUUCCUGUGGUGUGGCCCCUCAGGCACGAAUUGUGGGCGGUACCAAUGCUUCCCCUGGCCAGUGGCCUUGGCAGGUCAGCAUAACCUACAAUGGCAUCCAUGUAUGCGGUGGCUCUCUUGUAUCCAAACAGUGGGUGCUGACCGCUGCCCACUGCUUCCCAAGGGAGCAUAGGUUGGAGGAUUAUGAAGUGACUGGGGCCCAUCAGCUCAGCACCUAUAACCCUGACACAGUGGUCAUGACAGUAGGCAAGGUCUUCACCCAUCAUAACUAUGUGAAAGAGGGGUCACAAGGAGAUAUCCAUCCUGUCUGGCUACCAGCUGCCAAUGCCUCUUUCCCCAAUAGACUCCAUUGCACCUUCACAGGCUGGGGUAACCCACACAGCUCAUGUAAGACUCUGUGGGGGUAUGGGUUGCCAGAGCCAGUGAUAUGCAAAGAGAUGGAGAGGAUGGAGGAUUUGAUAUGUACCCUUAUCUGC
Messenger RNA from Antechinus flavipes (yellow-footed antechinus), 903 nucleotides. RefSeq names its product prostasin-like. Gene Ontology annotation, molecular function: serine-type endopeptidase activity; sodium channel regulator activity. The record is from RefSeq and is a predicted model, not a curated record. Gene Ontology annotation, biological process: proteolysis. NCBI's taxonomy places the organism in Eukaryota, Metazoa, Chordata, Mammalia, Dasyuromorphia, Dasyuridae.